Molecule: messenger RNA, 1037 nt
Organism: Dermatophagoides pteronyssinus (European house dust mite)
Lineage: Eukaryota; Metazoa; Arthropoda; Arachnida; Sarcoptiformes; Pyroglyphidae
Source: RefSeq, a predicted model, not a curated record
AAAAAUUAAAUGAUUCAUUUUUUUAUGAAAUUGCCGUCAAUCACCCUAUGUGUUGAAUUCAAUAAUAACUUUUUAACGAAUAUACAUGGAUUCGAUUAACGAAAAUGGUCAAUCAGUAACAGUAACGAUAGCUAAUGAUGGCAAUAAUGGUUCAAAACAAAGAAAAAAACAAUUGUAUUCAUCAAUCAAAAAAUAUUCAUGGAUAUUUCCAUUAUAUUCUUCGAUAUCCAUUGUUUUGAUGACUGUGGUUCCAUACAUAACUUCGACAUAUUAUGGUUAUACUAAUCCUAUUUUUCCAUUGGUUAGCGAUUCGGCCGGUUAUCCACCAGGUGCUAGUAUAUUCGCAUUAUUAUUUAUCAUUGAAGCAAUAUUUGCAACACUUACAUCAUGGUUUCGUUAUAAACAAGUGAAAUAUUAUCUUCAAUCACAAUCAAAAGAUGACCAAAAUGCAAAUUUUUCAAAAAAAUUACGAUCAAUUAAUUGGAACCUGGUAACAAUUAUGAUUUUUUUCACAUUUGGUGUGAUAAUUUUUACAACAUUUCGUUCAACCGAAUCAAUAAUUAUGGCUUUGAUUCAUUCAUUUGGUGCUACAUUAACAAUCAUGUGUGAAAUACUUUAUUUACUUGGUACCAUUUAUUCUUGCUGGUAUUUAUAUAAGGUUUAUAAUAUUGAAUCCCUUCCAAUAUCGUUGAUUGUGUCGUCUUCAAUACAACUGAUAGCCAUUACAACAUUCACAUUGACUUUUUUUGCGUCCUGGUAUGUGUCUGGUUUUAAUUUUUUUGAUCCCUAUUUUCGUUCGAAAUGGCCGGAUAAUGAAACUCGAACUCUCUUUUUAGUCACAAGUAUCAGUGAAACAAUAUCACUCUUGCUAGUAUCAACAGCAAAUUUGUGUUUGUUUAAUCGCAUGCGAAAAUUUAAGGAUUGGGACAAGAUACGUUUUUAAUGUUUAAAUUCAUAAUCAAAUUAAUUAAUUAAUCUCAUUAUGUUUUUAAUUAGAUUUAUUUUUUGAAUCUCGAAUAUUAAAAAAAUAAAUAAUU